This is a messenger RNA of Acanthosepion pharaonis, 762 nucleotides long. NCBI's taxonomy places the organism in Eukaryota, Metazoa, Mollusca, Cephalopoda, Sepiida, Sepiidae. The record is from the annotation of a GenBank genome assembly.
AUGAAUCUUUCUUUUUCUUUUCCUUUGUAUAAAUCUUUCUUUCUCCUUUCCCUUAUGAAAAUCUUUCUUUUUCUUUUCUUUUGUAUACAUCUUUUUUUCUUUUCCUUCUUUUCGUUUUUUUCUUUUUGGUUCCCUUUAUGUAAAUCCUUCUUUCUUUCUCAUUUAUUUUUUUCUUUUUCUUUGAAUACAUUUUUCUUUCUUUCUAUUUUAUUAAUCCAUAAUUUCCUUUUCCGUUGUACAGAUCCACCAUUUUUCUUUUUUACCUUACGUAAACCUUUCUUUUCCUUUACAUCAUAUCAAAUCUUUCUCUUUUGCUUUACAUCCCGUCUUUCAUUUGGCAUACGAUAUCUAUACUCUCGAUAUCCCAGGUCGACAACAGUUGCUAUAGCAACUACUAGUGUCGUUCAACUUCCUGCUUGUCAAUUCUGGGAUAUGUUUUCUUCAUAUCUUUCCUUCUCUAUCCCUCCUCUCUCCUUGCACCCUUAUUUUUUCAUUUUCUUUUCUCUGUGCCUUUUUUGGCAACUUCCAAUUCUUGGAUUCUAUGCUUAUGUUUUUCAUUGCUUGAUUUAUUUUCUUUGUUUACUUCCUUCUUUUUUCAUUCUUACUUUAUUACUCUUUCUUUCUUUCUUUCUUUCUUUCUUUCUUUCUUUCUUUCUUUCUUUCUUAUCAUAUUUAUUUACCCCAUUAUUCGUCCCUUUUUUUCUUGGAUUUAUUAUUUCUUUCCUAAAUUCUUCAUUUUUUGUUUCUUCCUUACUUAUUUGA